Messenger RNA from Paramecium sonneborni, 1128 nucleotides. The record is from the annotation of a GenBank genome assembly. NCBI's taxonomy places the organism in Eukaryota, Ciliophora, Oligohymenophorea, Peniculida, Parameciidae.
AUGAAUAGUUUAUUAUAUUAGAAAAGAGAAUGCUUCUCUCAAAAAAUAAGAAGAAAUGAAAAAGAAAAGAUUUUUAAGGAGAAAAGAAUACCAUAAAUAUCAAAAGAAAUUAUGCUAGAUUUAAUAAAUAAUAAAGAUUAAGAAUCAAUAAAUCGUCUUACAGAUGCAACUGCAGGAUCAAAAGAGCAAACAUAAGAUUUGAUAUAAAUUGGAGGAAUAUAAUUUUUUUAUGAGUUGCUAUAGUCUAAAGAAAAAACAAAUGCUCUAAUUGGUUUGGGUAAUUUGUGUAGUGAAAAAGUUGUUUAAGAAGAAGUUUUAGAAUUGAAGAUAAUUGACUAUAUGAUAGAUGAAGUUCAUAGAUACAAAAAUCUCGAAGAUUUGUCUCUUAGAUUAUGGUUUUUAAGUGUGCUAGCCAAAUUUAAUAGGGAUACUCAAAAUGGUGAAAAUAUUAUAGUUUAAAGAGAAAAGCUCUUUAAUAUCUUUUGGAUGUACUAAAAAAAAUAUCCUGAUAUACUAAAAAUUUAGCAAGAAUGUUUUCAUGGGUUCUAUGCUCUAACCAAAGUGACAUUUAUCUAAAAUGAAUUAAUGGAAUUAUGUUGCAAUAAUCUAAAUAAGGGCAUUGAUAACAUAAUCUUAAAAAUUUUGUAUUAUCUUAUUAAUGACUAUGUGAAAUUUGUGAAGAUUCUACAUGAAAGCCAAUUUAUUUAAUUUUGUGCCAAACAUCUACAAAUAUCUAGCAGAUAAAAAUACACAUUAAGAAUUUUAUAUUAUUAUGCAUAAUAUUAUGUUGAAUCAAUAAUCAAUAAUAAAGAGAUUGUCAAUCAAAUUUUAAUAAUUCAAAACUCAUAAAAGUAUUAAAAGUAAAUAUUAUUAUUACACUAUGCAAUGCUUUUUAAAAGCCCAAACUCACAAUUUAUGAGCAUAAUCAAAGAAUUUGAAAUAAUAAAUAAUUUAAAGAUUCUUUUGGAGAAUUUUUAAUAUGAAUAACAAAUUUUAUGUUUAUUAGCAUUAUUAAAAUAAACAAAUAAAGACUUAAUUAAAGAAUUAAUCCCAGAUUUAGAAAGAAUUUAUGAGAUAAAAAAAGAUAAUGAGAAAUCUCUUAGAAAACUCUAACUUAUUUUAGAUUGA